Messenger RNA from Filobasidium floriforme, 3452 nucleotides. RefSeq lists its product as uncharacterized. Gene Ontology annotation, cellular component: plasma membrane. Bases 233 to 3289 code for a protein of 1018 amino acids. The transcript is spliced from 16 exons. Gene Ontology annotation, molecular function: calcium-activated cation channel activity. The record is from RefSeq and is a predicted model, not a curated record. NCBI's taxonomy places the organism in Eukaryota, Fungi, Basidiomycota, Tremellomycetes, Filobasidiales, Filobasidiaceae.
AAGACCUUUGUGUGAACUUUCUAUUCAUCAUAUCGAUCACAUCAACGUCUAUAGCGUCUAUCGAGCAGUUAGCCUGUCACUUUCCAGCCGAACGGACGUGAUCAAAAUAGUUAUCAAUGAUCCUCUGAGGCUCAGGUUAUGUUCGAAGAAAGGGGACUCUGAACGAAACCAACCACCGAUCACUUGAUCACUUGCCUUAGUUAGGAUCACAUAGGGAUAGGUAUCUUGCACAAUGGCUGACAUCCAGCAAGAGGCCAAUGCCGAGGCCCUUGCCGCCACCACUUCGUCCUUUGUCACCUCGUUAAUCGUCAACUCGGUCGUUGCUGGGGUGGAAAUCCUGGCCUUCAUCAUCAUCCGUAGAAAGCUCAAGGCGGUCUACGAGCCCCGGAGUUAUAUGCCGCCACAGCAGAACCGCGUGCAUGCAUUGACCAAGAGUUGGUUGGGAGUGUUUUGGCAGAUUUACAAGUCGGAUGCGUCCUUGGUCUUGCAAAAGAAUGGAGUCGACGCCUAUGUAUUCAUCCGUUUCCAUCGACUCAUGCUCAUCAUCCUGGUACCCAUCUGGCUGUUGUCAUGGGUAAUUCUCCUUCCCAUCAACACGGUCGGAACAAAUACGAAUGGAAAAGAAGGCGUCGACAAGUUGACCUUCGGGAAUAUCGAUGGCGAUCAUCAAUCGAGACUUUGGGCCCACCUGGUCUUGGCAUAUGUCUUCAGCUUCUGGAUCUACUACAACAUUCGAAGAGAGAUGGGCCGAUGGGUCUUGAUCAGGCAAAAAUACCUGAUCAACCCUGCCCACUCUGCUCUAGCUCAAGCCAACACAAUCUUGAUCACGGGUAUUGCUCAAAGCUACUUGGACGAGCAGAGACUCGCUCGACUCUUCCAUCACCUGCCCGGCGGUGUCAAGAAGAUCUGGCUCAACAGAGACCUGAAGGACAUGGCCGUUGUGCACGACGCUCGAGUCAAGGCGACCAAGAUGUUGGAGAACGCGCAGGUCAAGCUCAUCAAGAAAGCGGCUCAACAGAAGCUGAAAAGGGAAAAGACGAGAGAGAAGCAGUCAUCCAAGGGCAAGAAGAUCAGGGACGAUCCGGACGAGAUCGUCAACAAAAAUAUCAUGCAAGGGGAACAAUCGCCCUCCGCCUUGACCCUCGCCGAGCUGGGAAAGAAGAUUCACAACAACGAGAUUCUUGUCGCGGAUCGUCUGAUAUCUAGGGACCAGAGACCUCAGCACCGUAUCGGCGCCAAAUGGUGGCUACCCUUUUCUGGCAAGAAGGUUGACACGAUCGAUUGGGCGCGGCGCGAAGUGUCAAGAACGACUAGGAUAUUGGAGGCGGACCGCAAACAAUUGGCGGACGACAUCGAAAAGCCGGGGACUGAAGGCGAGAGGUAUCCUCCACUCAAUUCCGCCUUUAUCUACUUCCAUCAGCAAAUCGCUGCGCAUUUAGCUGCCCAGAUCGUGUUGCACGAUCAGCCCUACCGCAUGACGGGACAUUAUCUUGAAGUGGCACCGGAGGAUAUUAUUUGGAGUAACCUGGGUAUCGACCCAUACUGGGCGCAGAUUCGACGUUUGGGCAGUUAUGCAAUCACGGCAGGUCUUGUCAUCUUCUGGUCCUUUCCCAGUUCUUUCAUCGGAGCCCUUUCCAACCUUUCGAGGCUUUGUCCUCGUUGGCCCUGGCUUGCUUGGUUAUGUGAAGCCCCUUCAAUCGUUCGAGGUGUAAUUCAGGGAGUGUUGCCCCCGGUCUUGCUCGCCGUCCUCAACUUGCUGCUGCCUAUCAUUCUACGACUGCUUGCCCGUUUCGAAGGAGUUCCCCGUAAGACUAGCGUCGAGCUGUCUUUGAUGACCCGAUAUACGAUCUUCCUCGUAUUCAACUCUUUCCUAAUCGUGACGCUAUCGUCGGGGUUGAUAUCCUCGUUCCAAGAAAUUGGGCGGAACCCUUCUUCGGUCGCCACCAUCCUCGCAAAUCAAUUGCCGUUGGCAUCGACUUUCUUUCUCACGUUCACGAUGCAAAGGGCCGCGGGAGCGGCCGGGAACCUUCUGCAGAUCAUCACCAUCGUAUUCUAUUUCAUCAAGCUCGUUCUGCAGGGAGGCACUCCCCGAAGCGUAUUCAAACAGAAAUACUCGAUGCAGACGCCCGAUUGGGGUCAGACGUUCCCUAACAGCACAAUCAUCGCUAUUAUCGGUAUCGCUUACAUGAUCAUUUCACCUGUCAUUACCGGUUUCGCGGUGGCCGCCUUUGCGCUGUCUUAUAUCAUUUACAAGUAUCUCUACACUUGGGUAAUCGAUCAACCUCCUCAUUCCGAUACGGGCGGAUUAUUCUUCCCCAAGGCAAUCACACAUCUCUUCGUCGGGCUGUACAUUCAGCAGAUCGCUCUGUGCGCCCUGUUCUUCCUGGCCAGGAACAGUAGCGGUACUGUCUCGGCUAUCCCUCAAGGUGCACUCAUGGUGGUGCUGUGUGUUUUGACGCUCGGUUUUCAGUAUGGAAUCGUCCACUCUUACAGCUCGCUCAAAACACCUUUGCCCUUGUCCCUCGCCUACCUAAGUUACGGCAUGCCAAGGGAAGAGCACGAUCGUACUGAGAGGGACGUAGCAGACGGGGAGUUUGAUGCUCGAGCCAUUGAAGAAGAGCGCGACCGUAUGGAGAAAGAGAAUCGGUUACGUUUGCCCGACUUCCAGUCAAUCCGACAGUCCCUUCCCAUACCUCCCGGCUUGAAGCGAAGAUCGUCUGCCCGGACUUUGCCGCAUCCUGAGGAUGCCGAUGACACUGUCUCGCACAGCCCUCCUCAUUCAAAGGACAAGCGCCACAAGAAGCAGGAAAUUGAAAUGGCCAAUAUGGGUGACAAGGUGCAAGAGAAGGCGGGACAACUGGAUUCGACGACGACAGAACAGCAUGGAGAUGGCGGCGACGCUGCUCAGAAAGAAUGGGAGCAGCAUAUGGCAGCUCUUCGCGCGGGCUCGCAGAACGGCGAGGCACCCGUGUCAAAUGGACAGGAAGCAGGUAGCGCUGUUCGCAACUCGAACGACGAUGAAUCCUACAAUGAGAAUGAAGGCGUCGUAGAGACGGACGGCCGAAACAAGACUGAAUUCGCGCAAGAUGCUUUCUCGCACCCGGCCUCUAAGGAACCGCAGAGAACCGUAUGGUUACCUGAAGACGACUUGGGCUUGGCCGUGGCAGAAGCGGCUGACAACCGUGCUAUUGGAAUCUCCUCGACCACGACGGACGCCUAUCUCAAUCGCAAAGGCAAGGUUGAAAUCACAGGACCGCCGCCCGAUGACUUCGAAGGUACAGAGGAGUGAUAUGAUUGCACUCAGCAAGGCUUUCGAUUCUAGGGUAUCCGUUUGCUUGCUUCUCCAGGCUUUGUUUUGCUUAACGACCUUGACGUUUCCUCUCUUCCAUAUACUGUAACGACCGAGUAUGCACGUAAUACAAUCGAUAUUCAUAACGCAUAUUCAUUCUUGA